GACGCUACACAGCUCCCUGCGUCGGCUGGAAUUUGAUGAUAUCCUAGAGGUGUUUACCCUUUAACUGUGGUGUCGGCGGCGUCUUGACCUCAGCUAGAGAAAAUGUUCGGCAGGGCAUAUUGAAGGACUUCAUGCAAUGCCAUCCAGACGUAGGCGGCAACGAGCUGCUAGGACUGCUGCGAGAGAAACUCUCUCGAAUCGAGCGUGGAUUGAACCAGCGAAACAUGAGUCUCGAGGUCAAGAGCCUUAUUGAAGAGGCAAUCUCGGGCCUCCGGGAUAGCAUUGAACGGGCGUCAUCUAUCACUCCCGAAUUGAACCUUGCUGUGUCUUUGCCCAUGAUUCUGCGUGACAACUUCAUGGCCUUGCUUGUUGUCAGGGACCCUACAUCGUUGUUCGUUCUUGCGCACUACUGUACCGUUAUACAUGCCGCGGGGUCACAAUUUCGGUUCAUGAAAGACUGGGGACGCCAUCUCAUUGCGGCAAUCUUUAGAUCUCUUCCGCCAAACUGGCGCGAUGAGAUACGGUGGCCUAUAGACUAUGUUGACCCAAAGAUGGCUAGCCAGAACGAAGAUAUCACAACGGAGAGUGCUGGAUGA
This is a messenger RNA of Colletotrichum godetiae, 596 nucleotides long. RefSeq lists its product as uncharacterized. The transcript has a single exon. Bases 132 to 596 code for a protein of 154 amino acids. The record is from RefSeq and is a predicted model, not a curated record. Gene Ontology annotation, molecular function: DNA-binding transcription activator activity, RNA polymerase II-specific. Lineage: Eukaryota; Fungi; Ascomycota; Sordariomycetes; Glomerellales; Glomerellaceae. Gene Ontology annotation, biological process: regulation of transcription by RNA polymerase II.